AUGGUGGAGAGCUCUCCGGUGGAGAGGGUGCUGGUGGAGCUUUCCCCAGUAGAGAGGGCGCCGGUGGAGAGGGCGCCGGUGGAGAGGGUGCCGGUGGAGAGGGUGCCGGUAGAGAGGGUGCCGGUGGAGAGGGCGCCGGUGGAGAGGGUGCCGGUAGAGAGGGUGCCGGUGGAGAGGGCGCCGGUGGAGAGGGCGCCGGUGGAGAGGGCGCCGGUGGAGAGGGCGCCGGUGGAGAGGGUGCCGGUGGAGAGGGUGCCGGUGGAGAGGGCGCCGGUGGAGAGGGUGCCGGUGGAGAGGGUGCCGGUGGAGAGGGCGCCGGUAGAGAGGGCGCCGGUGGAGAGGGCGCCGGUGGAGAGGGUGCCGGUGGAGAGGGCGCCGGUGGAGAGGGUGCCGGUAGAGAGGGCGCCGGUGGAGAGGGUGCCGGUGGAGAGGGUGCCGGUGGAGAGGGCGCCGGUGGAGAGGGUGCUGGUGGAGAGGGUGCCGGUAGAGAGGGCGCCGGUGGAGAAAGUAGUGGUCUGGUCACUGAGUGACAAUCGAAUGUGA
Molecule: messenger RNA, 543 nt
Organism: Pangasianodon hypophthalmus (striped catfish)
Lineage: Eukaryota; Metazoa; Chordata; Actinopteri; Siluriformes; Pangasiidae
Exons: 1
Coding region: 1-543 (180 amino acids)
Biological process (GO): negative regulation of protein sumoylation
Molecular function (GO): calcium ion binding
Source: RefSeq, a predicted model, not a curated record